AUGGAGGCUAUUGCUAAACAUGAUUUUAGUGCAACUGCUGAUGACGAAUUAAGUUUCAAGAAAGGGUCUUGUUUGAAGGUUCUGAGUACAGAUGAGGACAAGAACUGGUUCAAGGCCGAACAUAGUGGACGCGAGGGAUAUAUCCCAAAUAAUUACAUAGAUGUGAAACCACACCCUUGGUUCUAUGGAAAGAUAUCUCGUGUGAAAGCAGAGGAAAUGCUGAUGCAGGGAAAUAACUGUGAUGGGGCUUUCUUAGUACGUAACAGUGAAAGUGCACCUGGUGAAUUUUCAAUAUCAGUCAAAUUUCAGAAUGGUGUUCAACAUUUUAAAGUAUUACGAGAUGGAGCUGGCAAGUAUUUCCUCUGGAUUGUCAAGUUCAACUCAAUAAACGAGCUGAUUGCUUAUCACAGAACAGCGUCUGUAAGCCGAACCCAGAGUAUAUUCUUGAAGGACAUGCACAUGGGAAAUUCCGAUGACCCUGCAACUGCUCUAUACUGUGAAGCUCUGUUUGAAUUUAAGGCAGAAGGGCAUGAUGAGUUGGGCUUCAUGAAAAAGGAUAAGAUUAGAGUAAUAUCCCGCGUCGAUGACAACUGGUGGAAGGGAGAGAAAGACGGGAAAGAAGGCGUGUUCCCUGCAGCCUAUGUUAAACUCUUGGAUUCCACUGUGAAUGGAUUGUGAGAGUCGAUAGAGAAGCGCUUAAUCAUAAUGUGCAAAAAAAAAACAUACUUUUGGGUGUCACAGAAUGGGACGUGCUUCAAGAUACACGGAGAUUGACUGUAAAUAGAAUGGAAACUCCUGCACCAUAACAUACAUAACACGAACACCGUAUCCACAGCCCUGUAAAGGACAAUUUAGCUGUGGGCCACCAUUCAUGUGUUGCUUGAUAUUCAUGUAAACGUCGAGUUGGCCAAGAUGUUUGUAAGCUCAUCCAGUGUGCCAGUGGUUAUGACAUUGCAUCAUUUAGUUGGCUUGAAUAUUUGCCAGAUGGUUUGGACCUACACUGAGUGACUGCAUCACUGCCGGCGGUAUGAACAGCCAAGUACAUUGUGGGUUACAGAAAGACUCACUCUUCGUGGGUGUUUCGCUUUCAGCGUGUCGUAUUCGAGUCCAGAUCAGUAGUUGAAAGCGUCAUUGUUUUUUAUUCAUAAGAAAUAUUUUAUGGUAUCAACAAAUAACUGUUAGGACGAGUAGAGAACUCAUUGCAGAAACAGUAUUCUUGAGUAACUUGGAAGUUACCUGAUUCUGUCAGAAUGUAGUUUUAAGAAAUAAUGUACACCAUUUUAGCUUGGUCUUCUGAACAAAAGAGAUAUCUAUUGGCCUGUCCGAUUCAAUAGUCUAACUUGAUUGGGCAGACUGAAACAAAACAUUGUUGUUUUUUAAUUGAAUAAUGUCAAUGGUAAAUGGAGUUUUACUCUUCUAGAGAGAAUGAUAUUUGCAGGUUUUCAUUGCAUACAUCAUGAAUAUGGGAAUCUGUAAACAAAAUUAAACUCUUUAGCUCUUUAAUUCAUUAGAGCAUUGUGUUUAUUAAAAUGUUUUUCUAACUUUGUCUUCCUGGGUAUUCACUAAUUGCAUUCUCUCACUGUACAGUACCACUGAAAUGUGUAUAGAUACUUUAGCUGUAGUAGCAUGGUUACAAUACUAUUAUUUUUCACAUCAGUAUGCAUAUCCAACAGAGCAUACGAUUAACACAAGAGUUGUGUCCCCUGUUCAGUUUAGAAGACUAGUAUUUUAUGCAAAAGCACAGAUGAAAUCUGUUUUAACUGUUGGGUAUCUGCAUUGAGGUUACUGAUUAAUGCUUUUAAUAUUGUAAACUUUUAGACUUUUUCACUCAAAACAAAGAAAACAUUUCUGACAGUAUUUUGUCUAACCGUAGUUUGUUAUUGGCAAUAACGUAAACUAUGCAGUAGACUAUUGUUCAGCAUUGUUGACCAGACGCUGUAGUAAACUGAAUGAAAAUUACGAAAUGUCAAACACCACUGGGCUAUGAUACCCGUUUUAUAUUGUAUCUAAUUAAGUUAAUGGUUUUCUCAGCAUUUUUAUGCAAGAAAUGAAUUUUAUACUGAAAUAUACUGGUCCAGCAGUGA
Molecule: messenger RNA, 2084 nt
Organism: Gigantopelta aegis
Lineage: Eukaryota; Metazoa; Mollusca; Gastropoda; Neomphalida; Peltospiridae
Product: growth factor receptor-bound protein 2-like
Exons: 5
Coding region: 1-678 (225 amino acids)
Molecular function (GO): protein binding
Source: RefSeq, a predicted model, not a curated record